Messenger RNA from Maylandia zebra (zebra mbuna), 4534 nucleotides. RefSeq names its product elastin a (gene elna). Gene Ontology annotation, molecular function: extracellular matrix structural constituent. The record is from RefSeq and is a predicted model, not a curated record. Lineage: Eukaryota; Metazoa; Chordata; Actinopteri; Cichliformes; Cichlidae.
AAACAGCAACACCAGACAUAGACGAGGAAAUAAAGCAAAGUGAUCCACUGAACCAGAGUGUUUGCCCUCUCAUAAUUACGUUGAGCUUUUCCCUUUUUUCACCCUCCCCCUGCUUCUUUUUUUUUCAUCACUCUUUGAGACUUCGGGGCUAGUGGUAAUUAGCCAGAAGAGAAUAAAACCAGCUGAUCGGGAGAGGGGUGGUGCAUUUUGGAGCGAGAUGGCUAACAGAAACAUUCUGUUGCUCUUCUGUGGACUCUUCCUCUUAGCACUGAUUCAACCCUCUCUUCAAGGAGGUGUGUAUCUACCACCUGGUGCUGGGUUAGGACCAGGAGGCGGUGGAACAGGAACUGGAUUCUUUCCAGGGGCUGCUGGAGGGUUCCCUGCGGGCUAUAAACCAGCUAAAGCUGCAGGAGGUUAUGCAGGAGGAGGUGGAGGCCGAGGCCUAUUCGUGCCAGGGGCAGGUGGCCAGGUCAUUGCAGGAUUGCCAGCAGGACAAGGUGGAAAAGCCCCUAAACCAGGAUAUGGAAAUCUAGGAGGUGGCGGCCUGGGGCCUGGAGGCUAUGGAGGAGGUGGCUAUGGGGGCUACUAUCCGGGAGCUGGAUCAAAGGCUGCUAAAAGCGGGGUUGGAGGAGGAGGAGGUCCUGGAGUCACUGGAACUGGACCUGGACUGCCUGGUGGAGCACCUGUUAUUCCUCAGACCGGCCUUCCUGGAGGUGGUGGCGCAGGAAAAAAAGCUGCCAAAGUGCCAGGUGUGGGUGUACCUGGCCUUUAUCAAGGUGGACUGGUGCCUGGACAAGGGUUUGGUGGACGUGGAGUUCUGCCUGGAGUGCCCACUGGGUCUCAACUCAAUCCCAAAUCAAUUGCAGGAGGAGUAGGAGGAGGACAGCAAGGUGUCCGUGGGUAUGGGGGACCAAUGCAGCCAGGAGUGUUCCAUGGAUACCCCCUCAAAUCACCCAAAGUGCAAGGUGCCUAUGGAGCAAAAACUGCAGGUGGAAAACUUACAUAUGGUUAUGGCGGCUUUAAUGUUGCACCUGGACUGCCAGGAGUGCAAGGUGGCCCUGGGUCGAAGCCAGGAUAUCCUGUUGGAACUGGAGUGGGACUUGGGGUCAUUUCACCUGGUCAGGGUGGUACUGGAGGCUUUGGAGCUGGUGGUGGUGGCUUUGGUGGCACUGGUGGGCUGUAUCCAGGCCAGGUGUCAGGAGGGUAUGGAGCUGCUAAGGCUGCCAAAUAUGGAGUACCAGGAGGUGUACCUGGGGGAGUACCAGGAGGUGUACCUGGGGGAGUGCCAGGAGGUGUACCUGGGGGAGUACCAGGAGGUGCACCGAUUGGAAGAAUUCCAGCGGUUGGUGGAUAUUCACCAGCAGCAAAAGCUGCUAAAUAUGGCACAGGAGGGCAACUAGGAACAGGACAACUAGGAACAGGGCAACUUGGAACAGGAGGGCAACUAGGAACAGGACAACUAGGAACAGGGCAACUUGGAACAGGAGGGCAACUAGGCACAGGAGGAGGAUAUUAUCCUGCAAGCAAAGCUGCCAAAUACGGGGGACAACUUGGAACGGGACAACUUGGAACGGGACAACUUGGAACGGGACAACUUGGAACGGGACAACUUGGAACAGGGCAACUAGGAACUGGAGGAGGAUAUUAUCCUGCAAGCAAAGCUGCUAAAUACGGAGGGCAACUUGGAACAGGCCAACUAGGAACAGGCCAACUAGGAACAGGCCAACUUGGAACAGGCCAACUAGGAACAGGCCAACUAGGAACAGGAGGGCAACUUGGAACAGGCCAACUAGGAACAGGCCAACUAGGAACAGGACAACUAGGAACAGGACAACUAGGAACAGGAGGGCAACUUGGAACAGGGGGAGGAUAUUAUCCUGCAAGCAAAGCUGCCAAAUACGGGGGACAACUUGGAACAGGAGGACAACUUGGAACAGGAGGACAACUUGGAACAGGAGGGCAACUUGGAACAGGAGGGCAACUUGGAACAGGAGGAGCAUAUUAUGCUGCAAGCAAAGCUGCCAAAUACGGUCAAGGUGGUGGAGGGUUUAUUCCAGGUGUUCGUGGAGGUGGUGGAGGAGGAUUUUUACCAGGAUAUGGAUCUUUGGCAGCCAAACCUCCUAAAUAUGGAGUGCCAGGAGCAGGCCUAGGAGGAGGGGUUGUCCCAGGAAGAGGAGGGGUUUUCCCAGGGGGAACAGGACAGGUAGUCCCUGGUGGUGGAUUGGGUGGUUUUGGAGGUGGUGCUGGAGUCAAACCACCAAAGUAUGGAGUUCCUGGAGGAGCCGGAACAGGGCUAGGACCUGGAGGAGUUCCUAUUGGAGGAUCAGGAGUUGCAGGUGGACCGUACUCCCCCGCCGCAAAAGCUGCUAAAUACGGAGUUGGAACUGGAGGUCUACCUGGAGGAUUUCCAGUUGGAGCAAAAGCACCAAAAUACGUAGUUCCAGGAGUGACUCCAUACACACCUGUCAGUUUUCCAAAUGGCUCUGUUGUACCUGGUCAAUUAGUUCCUGGAAAACCAGCAAAGGAUGUCAGUGGAACUCCUCAGCCAGGUGUUUCUGGUGGAAUUGUUCAGCCUAGUGCUGGCACAGGUGUUGUUGGAACAGGAGUUGACGCUCCCACUGGUGUUGACACUUCACGCCAAGUUCAACCUGGUCCUGGUGUUGGAACAGUUGGAAAAGCACCCAAACCAUUUAUACCAGGUACUGGCUAUCCUUAUGGAGCACCUUAUGGAGUACCUUUAGGCACUGGACCCGGAACUGGACCCGGAACUGGGCCUGGAACUGGAACACUGCCUGGAGCAAAGCCUCUGAAACCUCCAGCUGUGGGUGGUGUUGGAGAGAGACCAGGAAUCCCACUGGCUGCAGGAGGUUAUCAAGGUGGAGUUGCGUAUCCUGGAGCUGCAGCUAAAGCGCCGAAACCAGGCUACGGCAAUAUUGGAGGUGGUGGCGGAUACCAACAAGGUGUAGUUCCUGGUUACAGAGGAGGAUACCCCCAGCAGUACUACCAAGGAUAUGUGCCAGCCCCGCUGACUCCUCAACAAGCCAAAGCAGCAAAGUACGGUGCUCUGCAGGGCUUCCUUGGUGGCGCAGGUGGAGGAGGAGGCGGAGGAUUCUAUAGAGGUGGCGUUGCAGGAUGCCAGGGCAAAUACUGUGGGAGGAGGAAGUAGAGGAUCUCUCGAGAUCCAGUGACCUCAAGAAACCAUGGUGCUACUGCAUGAUCGAGAAUGUACAUUUUAUAUGCAAAGCCCCAUUAGACAACCUGUAAAGAUGUUUGUUUUUACUUACUUGACUUCAGUGUCUGUUUUUACACAAACCCACCGACCCAGAAUUUUGUACAUGUGACGUAUGUUAUUGACAGUGCCUUUUAAUCAUUAACGUGUUCAAGUUAACCAAGUUAAUUCUGUACCGCACCGGCCCACCAUGUGUCGCUGCGUCCGUGCACACACGCCUGCACGUGUGUGUAUUGUUUGUUUGAAACUCUGUCUGUACCAUCGGCUGUCAAUGUCACCCACAAGUGAUUUCCCUUUCUGCUUUAAUCCUAAACGAAAUCAAGGUGAUCCGUCUCACUGGGCAGCACAGGGCUCGUCUGCUCCUCUCUGACCUGUCACAGGGGUGGGGUUGGUCAUAGCUAGGCCGAAAUCUGAUGAUAUCCAUCCAAUGUCAGUGCGGUUCCUGGCUCCCCAUUUUCUCUGCUGCCAUUUUUAGGCCUGCUGGGUAUAAAGCGGUGGUAACUGGGGCUCCAGCCAACCCAUCUGCUCUCACCAACUUUGCUGAUUCUUGUUGCUGUGCAGUUCAGUGUUCUCAGCUUUUUUGUGUUAAAUGUUGCCAAACACUUUCUGCUGAAGACAGUCAAAAAGCAGUGGGUUUAAAUAUCAAUCAGACACUGCUUUGGUAUGUACGCGACGUGUAUGUGCGUGUGUGUUUCAUUAUGUGUCGUGUUUAAGUCUGCUUCAAAUGUUUAGUCUCAUUUACAUUUAUGUAACUGGUCAUUAUUCAAGAUUUGCGGCACCAUGAUUUGACUCAUAGCUUUUUUGUUAUCAGGAAUGUGUGAGCAUUAAAAAAAACAAUCCUUUGCUUUUGCAUUUAUUCACUGUUAUUAACUGUAAUACAGAUUAAUACUUUGUUUUAAUGGGAAUGCCGCUGUGUUUAUGUGAGGCACAAAAUCCCUGUUCUUUAUUUACUUGAGCUGCUUUAAAAAAAACAAAACCAAAGGCUUUACUGACCAAAGGUUCAUGAGCGCUGUUGCCAAGUGACCCCUAUCUCUUCCCGUAACUGUGUACUGUAUUUUGUACUAAUUUGAUGGCUUCAGUUCCUUCACUCGGUGCUGUGUAAGAACUGUCUUUGAGCCUCGCUGGGUCAGACCUUGUCUUAUGUGGCGUGGGAUAGUCUUCAUCUUUAUUUAAAACUGUUUUUAUAAGGAGGAACAGUGUGGUUUUGCACUUUUUAUGUUUCCACGGCACACAUGUGACUUGUUCCCGGACAUCCCGGCAUUUUAUUUGCUUUAACAAAUAACAAAAUAAAAUGUGUUUAAAGAA